This is a messenger RNA of Syngnathus acus (greater pipefish), 4819 nucleotides long. RefSeq names its product zinc finger protein 292-like. The coding region runs from base 37 to 4140 and encodes 1367 amino acids. Gene Ontology annotation, biological process: regulation of transcription by RNA polymerase II. The transcript has 11 exons. NCBI's taxonomy places the organism in Eukaryota, Metazoa, Chordata, Actinopteri, Syngnathiformes, Syngnathidae. The record is from RefSeq and is a predicted model, not a curated record. Gene Ontology annotation, molecular function: DNA-binding transcription factor activity, RNA polymerase II-specific; DNA binding. Gene Ontology annotation, cellular component: nucleus.
GGCAACUUGGACUAUGCGCCCGAUGCGCUCGACAGUAUGGCGGACAGCGAAAGUGACAUAGAAACUGACGGGCUUGAAAUAGCUCUAGAAUCAUUGUGCCGUCGAUAUUGCAGCGAUGCGUCCACCCUUAAAAGCAAAGACUACUGUUCUGGGUUUUGUGAGUUGGUUGAAGCCUACACGAGCCAAUGGCAGGUUCCUCUGCCUCAACUGAAGGUGCUGCGGACAGCGCUGUGCGGUUUCACAAAAGCCACAGCCAAAUUCCCCGAUGACUGUCAACACGUCCACAAUAUUCUCAGCCGUCUGGCCUUGAGUAUAUUUGAGCUUCUACUGUUUUUCAGCAAAGAGGAAUUUGGAGAAAGUCCUUUAAAAGACAUCUUAGACUCUUAUCAGACAUGCCACGCUGAGCUUUUAAGGCACCGGAAUGUUUAUCUUCAGCAUGCAAAGCUGAUCAUCAAAGCUGGCGGUCCUUGGGAGAACCAGGUGUUGCAAGCAAUCCUGAAGGAGACCAACUUGCCUCCUAAAGAAGUUGACGAUUACCUAAGCUCAGAGCUGCCUGUUUUCUUGGAGCUGCGGAUUCGCUAUCUGCAAGCGUGUGAGAGAAUACGGGAAGCUAUGGCCUUGGCUAAGGUUUGCCUGGAGAACCACAAGCCUGGAAAACAUUUAUUCCUGCAUCAGGCUUAUCUGACCUGUCUCUACAAGGCCUCGCUGCAUGAAGUCUUUCACAAGCAGGUGCUCAGUGCACGAUUUGCAUGCCAGAUGGCGAAGAUUGAUGGCCGAGAUGCGGUGGAGAUCAUCUGUAACACCGAGCAAGAUGAAAAAGAUGAGCUGCUCCUGACAUUUUGCAAAGUGUUCCUUGCCCAGCAGCUACAAAACGGAGACAUGUAUUACAUAUGGGACCUGGUGUUCAUCUGGAGCAGGUUGCAUCUUCGAGCCCACCCGUCGACACGGGACUUCCUGACCGAGUGCACUCGACUGGCUUCCUCCGCAAAGAACACCCGCGCCAUCUUUCCUUUCAUCAAAAUAGUCAACGCCGAGCUGGGCGGCGAUGGCGUGCAAGUCUGCAUGGAGCUUUGCACCAGGGCCUUGCAGCUGUGUGACGCGCAAGCGGACGACGUGGCUCAGGCUCUGGUAUGCAAGACCAUUGCUUUCCUCUUGCCCGGAGACCUGGAGAUCUGUCGAGCGUGCGCCCUGAUGGUGUUCUGCCUGGAGCGAAGCCUGGACGCUUACCGAACGGUGCGCCUGCUUUACAAGCAUCCCGACCAGGAGCCGCAUCCUCACCGCUGCCUCGUCCCGACAAACGUUCGCUUCCAAAUUAUGCAGAUGCUGAAGGAACGUCUGUCUUUUGACCCAGAGUUCUGGAGCAUCAUGGCCCUCAGGACCCGCUGCUUGGCGUUGAUAGACGACAAAGUCAUUAAGGAUGCUCUUAUCGAGGAGAUGAGUCAAGAAGAAGAGCAGGAGGAGGAGGAAGGCAAAUACUGUGAUGAGGAGCUAACAAGUACUCGUGUAAAUGAUUCAAAUGCUCAAGAUGUGAAGUGCUCUGCGACUGAAUCUGAGAAAGAGCCGCUUCCACUGGAACACACGUCUGAUAGCCACACGCAAAGCUUGUCAAGCGCUGCUCCCGUGAAGAAGAGAACAUGGGGCCGGAAACUGCGACGGAAAGUCCGACUUUUGUCUGAUGAGGACAUCGACCAAGGUGACGAUCCGGAAUACAUGUACAAUCUCAAACCCAAUUCGUUGUCUAAUAAAUCUGGAUAUUCACUACGACGCAAUCACACUAAGAGAGAAAACUGCGCUUCUGUCAAGCUCCCUCUCAACCGAAAGAGAGAAUAUUUGUCCCGGUGUGUGAAAAGCCAAAUUUUUAAAAGGCAAGGCAAGAAGAAGCGAUGGUUGCAAGGUCUUCCCAGGCUGGAAGCGCCACAGAGCGGCCAAGAGAAGGUGGUCAUACUGAAAGGGAAAAAGCGGGGUAGGAAGCCCGCGCAGCGAUGGGAACUUUAUUACCCCGACAAUGAAAUAGCCCUCCCCAAGGAUGAGUCUGGUCUAGGGGAGGACUCUGAUACGCCUCAUCUGGAGAAUGAAGCUGGGACGGCGAAGGACGUAAACGACCGUUGUGGCGACCUCGGUCGAACUCAAGAGGAAGCUUCCCAUAUUUGCGCUCAGCCUCAAAUUGUCAGCUCAGCCGUCGAAGCUGACCCCGAGCUUGAUGGACCGCUCCAGAAAUUGCAGAGCUCCCCAAUAGAACUGAUGCACAAUUACCAUCUAAAGUCUACAGACGGUGACCCGGCGGACCCCACGGAACUCCCCACGGAAGGGCCGCCAAUCAUUGAAGAAUCAUACCGAAAGGUCAAAGUGGAGAUAAGUUGGAGGGAAAGGUUUCAACGAGCACAAAAGUAUGGUUGUCUGAAUUUUUACUGCAAGUCUUGUAAGAAAAACUAUAAAGGGUUGAACGUGUUGAGGCAUUUCAUCGCCCACUUCAAGAGGCGCAACAGGUGCAUCAUCUGCGGGAAAUGCUUCCAGCGCUUCGUUGUCGGCAAAAAGCACAUUUGGGAUCACAUAGAAGAAAUGUGUAAGAACCAUAAAGACUCUGACGCCGAGGGAGCUGAAACCACCAACGGGACGACGGGUAAUCCGGUCGAGGUUCCCAGCGAAAACCAAACGCCAAACCAGGAACCUCGGAAGAAACUGGGCAAAGUCAAAGUUUCCAGCCUCAGUCGGGAAGAUCGAAUCAUGCGAAACCUCCGUAUUGCCGUCAAAAAGUUUCAAGGCAUGUGCAAGAAGUCCAACAAAGACACCACGGCGACGCAGUUCGACUUUAAGGACGAGCAGGUGGUCAUUCAGGACGAUCUGAUCAUCAUCAAAGCACCCGCAAAGGAGGGCGAGGCGGCGGAAGAAAACGGCUACGACGCCAUCGGCAAGUACGUCUUGUGCCCUUCCGCGUCCUGCGAUCGAGUGUUUAUGAAAUACGGCAGCAACCUGACCAAGCACGCCGUCAAAUGUCACCUCAGCGAAGACCAGGUGCUGGAAAAGACCUUUGUCUGGGCCAAGCACAAAUGCAGCUUCUGCAAUCGCAACCUUCAGUUUGUGCAGUAUUACAAGGAGCACAUCAGGCGCCACGACCCUUCCCUGCCACACUUCUGCUCCCAUGUGCAAUGCGACCAGCACUUCUUGACGGCGCAAGAACUCCGAGAGCACAUGAACUCUCACGCCCCGUUCAGCCCCGCCUGCGCUUUCGCCAACUGCAACAAGCAGUUCUCCAACAUCAUGAGCCUCUACGACCACGAGUGGAGACACUACGUGCCGCCACCUCAGAGGGACGAGGUCGGUCGGCAGCAGAGGCAAAGCGACGAGGCUCCGUGGAAGAAGCGGCUGAAGGUUGAGGAGAGGUGGUCGCAGAGCAAGCAGGUCAAACGGGAGACAUUGGUAGUUGAGAACUCCUCCGAGGGAAAUGUCGCGCCAGGAGGAGACGGUGAGGUGAUCGCGCAAGGAGACGGCGAGGCCAUUGCGCCAGAAGGAGACGCCGAGACGAUCGCGCCGGAUACCGAAACGAUCGCGCCGGAUAGCGAAGCGGCUUUUUUGAAGGAGGCAGAGAUCAUCCAGAAGCCUGUCAACGGAUUCGAGGAAGCGAAACAAAGCCAAGACUCGAAAGGAUGCAAGCGCGCCACGGCUAAAAAAAACCAUCACAAAAAGAAGUUCAGGUUUACUAGCGACAAGCCCGUUGUGGACCCCUUGAACAUCAAGGAGAGGGCCAAAAACACCACACUGUCCGAAGGCGUGGAGACUAAGUUGGAGAAGGGGCUCGUCGCAGAGCACAAAAGCUUCAGCCCUCCAGAUCCUUCCUACGCAACGCCCUUCUACGCAACGCCCUUCACCCGGCUCCCGCCCUGCACCUACAUGGACGAGGCUCAGCUGUCCAUGCGCAAGCGGAGAUGCACGGAGCAGGACGCGCACGUGCAAAAUCACGCUCAUACGGAUGUUUCAGCGUGCCACGAGAAGCCCGAGAGCAAAGGUCACCGUGAGCAGAAGAUCAGACAUCGAUGCGACAAGUGUCUCUCCUCCUUCGGCAGCGUCCAAGAGCUCCAGAAACACAAAGCUCUCAACACCUGCUCGGCUCUCUUUGGAUUUGACUCGGAUGACGAAAGUUAACAGGCCUUAUGGAAUUCUGCUGGUUUGACCAAAAAUUUCGAGUUUCUUUUGAUUUUGGUUAGGAUUUGAGAAGGACUCUAGUGUAAGAUGCACAUUUACACUGUAAGCGGAUCAAGACGGCUUUGACUGUUUCUCAGUGCUCAUCUGUCAUCAGAAACACCAGGAUGUCAUCGGGUCUUCUUGCGUCGUAGCUCGUGCCAUUUCCUAGCUAGUCCUUCAAAGUAGGUCGAAUUGAUAGAAAAUAGAACUAAUCUGUUAAUACUCUUUCUUCUCUAACUGUCUUCCAAAUGUGUCACUCUCAAGCACUGAGGGCCGAUCAAAAGAGGUUAAGAGGAAUUUCUGAUUUAUGAAAUGUAUUUUUUGAGGUCUUCCACAUUUUGAUUAGGUUUAUGGAAACAUAAGUGGAGCCUUUUAGUCAAGCAAUCAUGGAAAUCUGCCCGGAUCUCCUCAGUAUUAAAUUACAUAGGAAGCAACAUGUGAGUUGCAACGGGUCUCAAGUUGUGUACAAAUCCUUGGUCUUUAAGUUGUUGAUUUUUUUUUCCUUUUUGUGUAUGUAUGAGACUUGCUUAUUUAUGUGUACAAAUGUAAAAAAUAUAUAUUUGUUAUGGUAUAGGGCCAAACUAUUUUUGUUACAUAAAAUGACUAAAAUCUGUUUGAUUAAACAAAUGGAAAAAAUGCA